UAUGAGCCACCAAAAGAAAGAACCGUAUGGAUUCGAUGGCAAGUACAUGUUUUCUGAAACAGACGUGUUUUUUACAUUUACUCAUCGAUACAAUACCGAAUUUUCAGUCCUUGAGUCGUACUUCCUGUGGACAUUGGAACAAGAAAUUGUCCCGCGCUUUUCUGAGUUUGUUCGCCUGAACGUUGAUUCAAUAGCUAGGCUUUCAAAAACAAAUAACUGUGUGGAACUGCAUCGCACGGAGCUCGCGUCUCGUUUCGUCCCAGAUUGCGAGUAUGAGUGUCGUCCUCACCCUAGUGAUGGUGUUGGAAACUUGCGUCUCGUUUCGUCCCAGACUGCAAGCAUGAGUGUCAUGGUUGAAGACCAACCUGAUUGGUCUUGUGUCAUCGAAAAAAUUCAUAGGAUCCAAAUUUCUGAAAGUCGCCGUGAAAAAACCUACAUUAUGUAUUCAAACGAAAAUGAUUACGUUGUAAAUGUAUUGUUGGAAGACCAGAAAAAAUCAGAACUUGACACCAAUAACUCGGUUAAUGCAAAAACUAUACCUAUCUCUCGACUUACGAAGCGGUUUCUAGAUGUCGCAAAAGAGAGCUCUCCAAAACGGUUGGCAAAUGGUCCAAGUAUUGCUAACGUAGAAAUAUCAAAUAACGAACAAGAUUUAUCCAACGAAUUAGAUGGCGAUCCAUAUAUCAAUUCAAGUCAUGAAAGUGAUGAUUCAAAACAUGAUGGAUUCAUAUCUCCAACUCCAUGCGCUCCCGAAGACCCUUUCGCCGAUGAAAAGAUUAUUAUUAUUAACGCGUUCAGUUUAGAUGUACUGGAAUCGAUUCACAGAAGAUAUACGCCAAAAUUAUCUCUACAAUUAGAUAUAGAGGUUGAGAAUAUAUAUAGAAAAGUGAUCAAAACGUGUUUAAAUGAUUCUCGUGAUAAUGGCAUCAAACUGCUAUGUGCAAAUAUUGUACAAAAAGAUGAAUUGAUAGAUAAUUUCGGGUUCUUGAUACUAGAUUUAAUAAGAACUCUGCUGUACAAUAAGAUAAGGAACGAACCAAGCGAAUUAACGUUAAUAACGAACUAUUUAGACAAUGUCAUGAAAAAUGUUUUCUAUGUCCCUGACAAACAUAUAGUUCGAUGGCCAAACACGACCUUAACAGAAAGCAAAGUAAGGAAAUUCGAUGGGUCAAGGACGAAACAGCCAGAUUUUGUUGUUUCAGUCAACUAUCAGUCACGGGCAACAAAUGUGAUCUUUGUUGGUGAGGUAACUGGACCAACUGAGAAAAAUAAUGUAUACAAAAAUUGCCUUGACUUAUUCAGGAUUGGAGUUUUCAUGAAAGACUGUAUUGACUCUGAAAUUUCUCAAGGAAUAUCAGUACCUGCAACUAUAAAGGACAUAUGUAGCUUUAUAGAUGAACUUUAUAUUUUAUUAAACCUACGGAGUAUCUUAUAUGAGUCUUAUAAUGCUUUUGUUGAUAAACUUAAAAAUCCAAGAUUAGCUCCCCUAGAACUUAAAUCAUCCUUCAAAAAACCAACACUAGACACUCCUGAGUUUAACAACCUCGUUAGCAAAACUCGUUGCGUCAAAAGAGAGUGUCCAUUUUGGUUUGGACGAUACAAGUAUGUAUUUUCUUUCCAAAAUAACUUGAAAUUUACGAUACUAAUUCUUAUUGCAAUUGUAGAUAAUAAUAAUUCACCAUCUGGUUCUCUUAAAAAUUAG
Cetraspora pellucida is the source of this 1702-nucleotide messenger RNA. The record is from the annotation of a GenBank genome assembly. Lineage: Eukaryota; Fungi; Glomeromycota; Glomeromycetes; Diversisporales; Gigasporaceae.